GUCUUUUUCCGUCACUGAUCCUCGUGUCUUUUUCCGCUCUGUGAGCAUCAUGGCGGCACUGUCGCCCCCCUUUGACGGAAGUACCAAACGCAGGAAGAUUACGCGCGCCUGCGAUGCGUGCAAGGCAAAGAAGAAACGCUGCUCGGGCACCCAGCCUUGCCCGUCGUGCGAGAGGGCCGCCAAGCCAUGCACCUAUCUCGCCAGCUACACGCGCGGCCGCUUCAAGACUCCGCCGCCUCCGCUCCCGCUGCCGCCGCCGCCUCGCGCCGGGCUGGACGCGCUGUCUUGGCGCCCGCUGCCGCCCGACCCGGAGCGUAUCCUCGUCGACGAUCCCCCAUCCAGAGGUGCUUCGCUCGAGCCUGAAGCCACGCUCGAUGGGCAUUACCUGGGUCCCGAUUCUGGGAUCGCGUGGUUGCGCCGGGCAUGGAGGAAGCUGGGCCAGGCGCAUCAUGAGAUGGGUGUAGAAGAGACUUCAGCAGAGGCAGGAAAUAGGAGCUCUGGCAGUAUCUUUACGUACGGCGACAAAGAAACGCCCGUAGAUCACGAUGCAGGCUUCACGUUCCCGUCCCCAGAACGGGCAGACUACCUCGUCGGUCGCUACUUCGAGUACGCUGCGCCGACGUACCGCUUCCUGCACCGGCCGACGCUGGUCUCCUGGCUCGCCGCAAUGCAAGACCCCACAACGGCAUCUAGCGUAUCUCCCGCACGGCAGGCCGUUGUACUCCUCGUAUUUGCCACGGCCACCAUAUACGAGCUCAAUAAGCAUGACCACGCCAAGCCCGACGCUGCCAUCCGCACAGAGGGCGAAUCCUACCAGCGUGCUGCUCGAGAGCACCUCUCGCGAGAAGCCGGUGCCCCGACGCUCGAGUCCGCGCAGGCCCGUUUCGCGCUCUGCCAUUUCUUGCUCAGCACAUCGAGACCCAACGAAGCGUGGUUCACAUUCGGGACGACGGCGCAAUUAGCACUCGCGUUGGGACUGCAUCGGCGGCAACGCGAGCGGGCAGCACCUUCAAACGGAGCGCGGAGCGCGGAGACGGGCGACGUGCUCGUCGCUCGCGAAUGCCGUCGCCGCCUCUUUUGGUCUAUGUACACGCUCGACACGUACCUGAGCGUCAUGUUUGGGCGACCGCGCCUGCUCCGCGACGAGGACAUCACACAGCCACUGCCGCAGGCACUCAAUGAUGAAGACAUUGCGCCUGAAGCUGGCAGCGCCGCUGCUGCUCCUAGGCCUGCGUCUCCCGCCAGCGACGCCGACUGCGUCAUGCACGCGGCGAUCUUCCACGCGCGACUUGCGCGCAUCCUAAGCCGCGCAAUUGCGCUCCAGCAGCGGCAACGGCGGCAUCGGCGGCGCAGUGGAAAGCAGCGCGCGCUGAGCGCGGCAGCGGGGCUGCAUGCGGAGCUGGACGCGUGGAAAGCCCGCUUGCCGCCUUUCCUGUCGGGCGCGAUUAGGCCGUCGAGUCUGAUUCCGGUGUUUAGGCGGCAGGCGACUGUGCUGCAGAUUGCGUAUGCGCACGCGGUUAUGUUUGUUGGAAGGGGGUUUUUAGUGGGUGGGGAUCACCUCGCCUCUGCAACCCUGAAAGCGGCUUCCUCGGCUCUGAACCUGGUCCGCACGUUCGUGGCCGAGAAACAGCCGUUCCCGGCCUUCUGGUUCUCGCAGCAUAUCGCGUUUAAUGCGCUGGCUGUGCUGUGGGUUUGGGUGCUGGAGCGGCGCGAGCGCAGCGAGCUUAGACAUAGAGGCGAGCUAAGCCAGAGAGGCGAGCUAAACUCACUUCGUGGGCAGGCGCUCCUCGCCCUCGCGGACACGGUGCAUGGCCAUUUGGCGGCGGUGGGCGAACACAGCGCGCCGUGCUUGCGGUAUGGGAUCGUGCUGCGGGAGCUGCGGGAUGAGGUUGGCGGCGUGGGUGUGGGCGUGGGUGGAGGUGGAGGUGAGGGUGGUGGUGCGGAUGGGAGUAGGAGUACUGCGCUGAUGGAAGGCGAUCCGCAUGGUAAGCCGCUGUAUGCUCCUGCUGCUGCUGAGCUGCGGCCGUCGGGCUUGCUGCUGCAGUCACAGUCGCAACAACAGCAGCAGGCUGAACCGAGCACGGCCACCGCUACCGUCACCACCGGCGGUGGCGGUGACUGGAGCAACAACAUCAACGGCGCCAGUGCAGCCGCGGUAGGAGACGUAGCAGGUGUAGACGCUGACGCCGACGCUGACGCGCCGUUCGAUCUGGGCGGCUGCGGCUGGGGUGGCUGGGGUCUGGGUGUUGAGUUUUGGCCCAGGUUGGACGCACUGCCGUUGGGGGAGACGUUUUAGUUUGUGUGUGGGGGUUUCUGGGGUGGUGUUGGGUUGUAGGAUUGAAAGAAAAUAAUUCUGCUUAUAGGGGAUGGGUUGGGCUUGUUGUAGGAAAGGGAUAGGAAAGUAAGGUCGUGGUUUGGUUGUUGUAGGUUUGGUUCUGGGAUUUGGGUUGUUGGGUGUUGGGAGUGUGGGGAAAGGCUAUAUGGAUGGGUUUAUAUGAGAAAGUUAAAGGUAUUGUAUAAGGCUAAAUACAACAUGUUAUCAACC
Molecule: messenger RNA, 2545 nt
Organism: Aplosporella prunicola CBS 121167
Lineage: Eukaryota; Fungi; Ascomycota; Dothideomycetes; Botryosphaeriales; Aplosporellaceae
Exons: 6
Coding region: 50-2296 (748 amino acids)
Biological process (GO): positive regulation of transcription by RNA polymerase II; DNA-templated transcription
Cellular component (GO): nucleus
Molecular function (GO): DNA-binding transcription factor activity, RNA polymerase II-specific; sequence-specific DNA binding; zinc ion binding
Source: RefSeq, a predicted model, not a curated record